UGUCUGUAGGCAGCUGUUUGUGGGGAAGCUAAAGGCUGUACCUGUUUCAAAGUCCAAGACUCACCUAAUUGAGUUUAAGAUCUGCACAGACUCAGACGAUGAAUUAUGUGGGCCAGCUUGCCGAGACAGUUUUUGGCACUGUGAAGGAGCUGUACAAGGGCCUGAAUCCGGCCACCCUGACAGGCUGCAUUGAUGUCAUUGUGGUGAGGCAACCCGAUGGCUCUUUACUCUGUUCACCUUUCCAUGUACGUUUUGGGAAACUCCGUGUCCUGCGUUCGAGCGAGAAAGUGGUUGACAUAGAAAUCAAUGGGGAGCCAGUUGACCUGCGUAUGAAGCUGGGCGACAAUGGAGAAGCUUUCUUUGUGGAGGAGUCAGAGGGAAAAAAGGAGAGCAUCCCCCUCUCCUUGUGCACAUCUCCCAUUCCUCCUGAGAAAAACGCAGAUCCAGCAGCCAGAUCUUCUAGGGAGACUUCCAGCUUCUACGGAAACCCCAGUGCCUCCAGCUCUGAUGCAACCCUCCGUAAAAAAAGAAGGCGUAAGAGGAAGGCCAGGAGGAGGGAGUCAUCGGGAGACUCCACUUCAGAAGAGCAAGAGGGGACUGAAAGUGAGAUGUCUCUGGAGGAGAAGCGGAAGCUGUUGGCUUCUAGCAAUUCAACAUACUACUCCUUCACUGAUGUUCAGAGUGAAGGAGCUGGGACUUUGCAACCGAAGGGACCCCAUCCCUUUUCUGAUGGAGAACUGCCUCCCCUGCAGAGUCUUCCUCAAAGCUGUCAGUCAGCUCCCAAAAGUGACUCUGAACUGGAAAUAAAAAAUCCUGAAAUACCUCUUGGAUCUGGAGCCCACAUGCAGUGGUCCUGGGGAAGACUGCCUGAAGUGAGCAAAUCGGAACGAACUGAAGCAAUAAAACCCACCAUGAGUAUUGCAACUACAGCGACCAUCCCCGUGGGUGAGACAACACACUUUGUUGCCAUUUCAGAAGGUGACUUGGGCACUGUGGACUCUGAUGCAUCACGUUGUCCAGACACUCCUUUAAUUAGACCAACACCCGUCUUUUCUACUGGAAAUGGCCUUCUGAUGGGUGGAGAGCCCAGCUGUUCGGCUCAGGUGAUGGCCAGCGAUCAAGACUCAACCUGCACAUUCACAGGAGAUGUACAAAGCUAUAUAGAGCCUGCAGAAAAUGAAGGAAAGAGCAUAGAGAUGGAUGGACAGAUUCAGGAACUGGGUUGGGAAGCACCAUCAUCAAGAAAAUCCAGUUUGGAUCAGGAAGUGCCCUCCCCAAGGGAAGCUAGUUUUGGGCAACCGGAGCCAAGCAGCAGCUCAGAGAUAAAGCAAGAGACAAGAAAGGGUUCUGUGAAGAGAAGUCCUCAUCUGGGACCAACUGAUAUAUACUUGGAGGAUCUUUCAAACCUGGAUGCUGAGCAGGUUGCACUCUAUUUCCCUAAAAGUGAUGCUGAACUGAGUGGCCAAGCGCACGCCGAUCCUAGCAGCUUCUCCCAUGCUCACUUGCUGGGUGGCACAGAUAAUCUGGAGCUUAUGGCAUGUAACCUGAUGCCACAGAUCCUUCUGUCUGUCUGUGGGGGUCUUGGAGAUAGUGGGGAAUUAUCUCGUGAGGAGUUCAUGAAACACAUCGUCACCUACCAAGAGUUGGCAGAGAAUCCAGCAAUUCUUGAGGAUCCAAACCUGGUGAUACAAAUCCAUGAGAAAUAUUAUAACUGGGCAGUUGCAGCUCCCAUGAUCCUCUCCCUACAAGCUUUCCAGAAGAAUCUUCCCAAGAGUACUAUUGACAGACUUUUGAAGGAAAAGAUGUCCAGGAGAGGCGGCAGGUGGUGGUUUUCUUGGAGGAGAAGAGAACUUUCCAGUGAAGAGCCAGAAUCCAGCAGCCAGAAAAUGAGUCCAACAGGCAAGCAUCGAGGGGACUCCUUUCAGCAUAGGAAGAGGGAAGACACUUCGUCCAGUGAUGAUGAGCCUGUACCUUCAGGCCGAGGGGUCAGGCCUGUGCCAGAUGCUAUUACACAGAAAUUUCUUCCGACCUAUAAGAAAUCCCUAAGACUCUCUUCAGAUCAAAUUAAAAGUCUGAACCUGAGAGACGGUCCCAAUGAGGUUGCAUUUAGUGUGACGACCCAAUACCAAGGCACAUGUCGUUGUGAAGCUACCAUCUACCUAUGGAACUGGGAUGACAAGGUGGUGAUUUCUGACAUAGAUGGAACCAUUACUAAAUCUGAUGCUCUGGGUCACAUUUUGCCACAUUUAGGGAAAGAUUGGACCCACCAAGGCAUUGCUAAACUGUUCCACAAAAUCCAUCUGAAUGGAUACAAGUUUCUCUAUUGUUCAGCCAGAACCAUUGGGAUGGCACAUAUCACCAAAGGAUACCUGGAGUGUGUCAAAGACCAGGGCUGCGUACUCCCAAAAGGUCCUAUCCUGCUAGCACCUAGCAGCCUCUUCUCAGCUCUUCAUAGGGAAGUGAUUGAAGGGAAGCCAGAGGUGUUCAAAAUUGCCUGCUUAACAGAUAUCCGGAACCUGUUUGGCUCCAACAGGCAGCCAUUCCACGCUGCCUUUGGGAACAGAACAAAUGAUGUCCAUGCCUACAAGGAAGUGAACUUGCCAGAAUCUCGUAUAUUCACUGUGAAUCCCAAGGGGGAACUGAUCCAGGAACUUGUGAAGAUCCACAAAUCUACGUAUGAGCGGCUGAGUGAACUGGUGGAACUCAUCUUUCCACCCAUUGGCAAGGAUGUGAGCUUUUCCGUGGAGAGUCCAGAAUACAGCCACUUCUCUUACUGGAGAGCUCCCUUGCCUGUUGUUGACUUGAAAGAUCUUGAAUGAAGAUGCUGAGCCAGUGAAGCAUCAUCCCGAAAAGGAUCUUUAGCUGUUGGGCCUUUGACAGGGUAGAUAGGCAGCGUACCUUUUCAGCAAUGUCUUCCCUGCCCUGUGAUGGACUUGCAUUUUGGCACUGCAACUCCCUCUGUUUUCUCUGCUCAAUCCAGGUUCUAAUGAACUUGUGUACGCCCUGUGACUGAAUGCACUUUUUCUUGUGAAGUAGGAGCAUUUACGAGGUUCAUAGAGGAGUCUGAGUUGUGUCCAUCCUUGCAGCUGGAGAAGAGGAUUCUGUUUGGAUUUAUCCAAAGAUUGAUGGUAGCUGCUAUUCAUGCAACACCCUUUUAUUCUUUGCCCCAUAGCCUAUGAUAAAAGUGUCAGCAGAAGCCAUAGGUCUUGCAAGGGGAAACAAGAGAACUAAUGCACAUUUUAGAACUCCAUCCUGUUGUGGUGAAUUCUUCUGGCUUCAUCUAACAAAUGGUAUCAAUUUAUGGUGGUAGUUCACCAAGGGCAUAGGUAUGUGCUUGGAUUCCUAGUGCCUUAAUCUCUGUAUAUUUUGAUCUGAACCUCAUUGUGCUUACAAAGCCUGAAGACAACUUCUCCGUUUUAUCAGAUAUAACAACCAGACAAAAGUAACAAGUCUGCAACUUUACUGGCAAUGUCGUUGUUGUACCACCUUCAAAUCUUUUUGAAACUAUUACCCACUGUCUCAGUUGCUUAUGGCAACUUCUGAAAAGGGAAUGUUACUUUGUUGCUUCACAUCAUUUUUAAGCCAUACUGCUUCUGAAGGGGGCACAGUGCCGCUACAUCUUUACUGUGGCCCUUUUCACACUGCUUACCUUCACUCACAAUGACGUGGAACAUCGCGUUUUCUCGUGUGAGAUUUGCGUGAGAAAACGCGAUCUUCUGUGUUUUUUGCGCGAUGUUCUGCGUCGUUGCGAGUGAAGGUAAGCAGUGUGAAAAGAGACAGUACCAUCCAUCAGCCCUUCCAGAGGCUUACUAUUAUGGUGAUGUAUUUUAGACAUGGCACUGAAAUCAGGAAUCCUUGUGAGAUGCCCCUUAGAAUGCAUUGCUUGAUGAAGUGGUACCUGUUUUUACAUAGCCACUGUGAUGAAUGAAAGACAAACUGUCGGGCCAUGUUGAAGGGUAUAUGUGCCGGGGUAUGUGUGGUUUUGACACCCCGGUUCUUGUGCUGUGGUCACUACAUAUGGUCCUUGGUUAUUGUAGCUGUGGUUCAUUCCAGAUAGCCAUGGAUUAGGGCCUGUACACUAUUGGCACCAUUGACUGUUGUUUCAGUUUAAGACAGAAAACCAAGACGUAGCUGAAGGCACUGAUUCUUGUUCUACCUCACUUUUGCUUCCCUCUUUUGUGUGUGUGUGUGAAACUAGGCAGGACUAUUGCACGUUUAAGGGAUGGCUUAACAGAAAUGAUAACGAGAAGAAAAAAGUCCUGUAAGCUGGUUGUAAUGCAUCUGUUGGCCCAUAUUUAACGCAAGUUGGAGCUGAAAGCUCCUCCAGUGCAGGUGUGUCAAUAAAAGCUUCAAU
Messenger RNA from Eublepharis macularius, 4354 nucleotides. It is a transcript of the gene LPIN3, whose product is annotated as lipin 3. Gene Ontology annotation, molecular function: transcription coactivator activity; phosphatidate phosphatase activity. The record is from RefSeq and is a predicted model, not a curated record. The transcript has 20 exons. Gene Ontology annotation, biological process: fatty acid catabolic process; positive regulation of transcription by RNA polymerase II; triglyceride biosynthetic process. Lineage: Eukaryota; Metazoa; Chordata; Lepidosauria; Squamata; Eublepharidae. The coding region runs from base 99 to 2819 and encodes 906 amino acids. Gene Ontology annotation, cellular component: nucleus.